GGCAGUCUAAGCAGCGGCCGUCCACCCUCCUCCUUCUUCUUCGUCUGUUCAGCUAGCAAAACAAACCGGCUAGCGAGAUAGCUAAACAGGCGGCGCCGGAAUACCGAAAAUGCCGCGGGAAAUCAUAACGCUCCAGCUCGGACAGUGCGGGAAUCAAAUCGGUUUCGAGUUCUGGAAGCAGCUGUGUGCGGAGCACGGCAUCAGCCCGGAGGGGAUCGUUGAGGAGUUCGCCACCGAGGGCACCGACAGGAAGGACGUGUUCUUCUAUCAGGCCGACGAUGAGCACUACAUCCCCCGCGCGGUGCUCCUGGAUCUGGAGCCCAGGGUGAUCCACUCCAUCCUCAACUCUCCGUACGCCAACCUUUACAACCCGGAGAAUAUCUACCUGUCGGAGCACGGCGGGGGCGCCGGGAACAACUGGGCGAGUGGCUAUUCCCAGGGUAAAAAAAUCCAAGAGGACAUCUUCGACAUCAUUGACCGGGAGGCGGACGGCAGUGACAGUCUGGAGGGUUUCGUCCUGUGUCAUUCCAUCGCCGGGGGGACGGGCUCGGGGCUUGGAUCCUACCUGCUGGAGAAACUCAACGACAGGUACCCAAAGAAGCUGGUGCAGACGUACUCUGUGUUCCCCAACCAGGACGAGAUGAGCGACGUGGUCGUUCAGCCGUACAACUCGCUGCUGACGCUGAAGAGGCUCACCCAGAAUGCGGACUGCGUGGUGGUGUUAGAUAACACGGCUCUAAAUCGCAUCGCCACCGACAGGCUGCAUAUCCAGAACCCCUCGUUCUCCCAGAUCAAUCAGCUGGUUUCCACCAUCAUGUCGGCCAGCACGACCACGCUGCGCUACCCGGGCUACAUGAACAACGACCUCAUUGGCCUGAUCGCGUCGCUCAUCCCCACGCCCCGCCUCCACUUCCUGAUGACCGGCUACACACCUCUAACUACUGACCAGUCGGUGGCUAGUGUGCGGAAAACCACGGUGCUGGACGUGAUGAGGAGGCUUCUGCAGCCCAAGAACGUGAUGGUGUCCACCGGACGGGAGAGGCAGCCCAGCCACUGCUACAUCGCCAUCCUCAACAUCAUCCAGGGAGAGGUCGACCCCACGCAGGUGCACAAAAGCCUCCAAAGGAUCCGGGAGCGUAAACUCGCCAGCUUCAUCCCCUGGGGACCCGCCAGCAUUCAGGUGGCUUUGUCCAGGAAGUCCCCGUACCUGCCGUCAGCCCACCGAGUCAGCGGCCUGAUGAUGGCCAACCACACCAGCAUCUCCUCGCUGUUCGAGCGGACGUGCCGGCAGUACGACAAGCUGCGCAAGCGGGAAGCCUUCCUGGAGCAGUUCCGCAAAGAGGACAUAUUCAAGGACAACUUUGACGAGCUGGACAACUCUCGCGAAGUGGUCCAGCAGCUGAUCGACGAGUACAGCGCGGCCACGCGGCCCGACUACAUCUCUUGGGGAACGCAGGAGCAGUGAGCGGACCACCGUCCAGGCGCCGGCUGGUUAUUUUUAACUCCAAUUCUCCCUACAAAAAGACAGGCCGUCCUUGCUUCUCCGGGGGAAAAACAAACUGAUACGGAUGGGCUUGUUCUAUUAUUGAAUAGUUUGAUUGUGACUCCAUUUUGAAUAAGAGUGUUAACAGCCACUGUUUAUAUUAACCAAAAAAUGAACUGAACCGUAGACUGUCCAACCCAGUUUGAAUAAAAUAACCCUUCUAAACAGUCCUAUUAAGUUUCUCUCAUGCACAUCUGUGCAGAAAGAAACUAUAUAUAUUGUACAAAACAAUCUAUACAUCUGUUAAUAGUUUUUUUUCUCCCUGUAUUCAGCUUUCCAGCCUAGUUGCCUUUUUUUUUCUUUUUUCUUUUUUUAACAGCAAUUUGCCGGACAACCUGUUGCCUUGUUUUUGUGCUUUCCAGUAAAUCAUUCACAGCCUGCGACCCGUCUGCCUCGAGGGACGGGUUAAGACUGCGUUGCAUGUUGCUCGUUGCAGCCCGGGGCUUUGAACAUGAUGUACGAGGAUGGAUGUCAUGCUAACAGUUCAUCUCUAUGCCUGUAAAUAUACUUUAAAGGAUGGCUGGUUCAGUGGCUUUCUCUGCACCAAGUUAAUGUUCUGUUUCAUGCUCGGCUCAUUGGACCUGUUUUGAAAUGAUGAAUAAACACCUUUUUUGUACAACUUU
Molecule: messenger RNA, 2166 nt
Organism: Gasterosteus aculeatus aculeatus (three-spined stickleback)
Lineage: Eukaryota; Metazoa; Chordata; Actinopteri; Perciformes; Gasterosteidae
Gene: tubg1
Product: tubulin, gamma 1
Biological process (GO): cytoplasmic microtubule organization; microtubule nucleation
Cellular component (GO): gamma-tubulin complex; microtubule
Molecular function (GO): GTP binding
Source: RefSeq, a predicted model, not a curated record